AUGAGUGCCAACUCCGCCGCCAAUAUUGUGGUUCCGCAACCUAUCAACAAGGGUUCCCCAUGGUCGUCUUUGCGUGGGCAUGAACGUGUGUCAACUCCUCCCGCAUAUGCGUCCGAUCCCAAAUACAAAAAAUAUGCGCAACAAGUGGAGAAGUGCCUGAAUUCCUUUGACAGUGUGCAUGAGUGGGCGGACUUCAUUUCAUUCUUGAAGCAGCUAUUGAAGACAUUUGAAGCAUAUACGCAAUUUAAAGAGAUACCUCGGAAACUGAUUGUCGCAAAACGUCUCUCUCAAUGUCUCAAUCCUGCGUUACCAACUGGUGUCCACCAACGAGCAUUGGAUGUAUAUUCCCACGUAUUUGCAGUGCUUGGCACGGAGGGACUACACCGGGAUCUAGCGCUGUGGUCUUCUGGCUUAUUCCCCUUUUUCGAAUACGCUGCGACAUCCGUCAAGCCGACCUUGCUGAAUCUCUUCGACACCUACUAUCUCCCUUUGCAGGUGGAUUUACGCCCCAUCAUGAAAUCCUUUAUUCUUGCCUUGCUUCCAGGCCUGGAGGAAGACACUGGCGAGUACUUCGAUAAGGUUUUGGGUUUGCUGGAUCGUAUAUCUGGCGCUGUUUCGCAGUCAUUUUUCUUUCAAAACAUUUGGCUUGUGAUGCUCACAACACCUUCUGCACGAGGAACAUCACUCAAUUUCCUCUCCCGCCGAUUACCAACUCUGAAGGCAAAUGAAGGUAAGGCGAUAGACAUUGAGUUGCGUUUGAGAUGCCAGAGAUUUGACUCAUACAGGUGGACGGCAGAUAUCACUUUCAUUGUAGGUCGUGACGUCGGCUUAAUGAUACGGGCCUUUUCUUCUGCUCUCGAAGACGAAGAUUUGCUUGUUCGGAGAAGUGCUCUUGAUCUUCUGCUGCAAUCUCUCCGACUAGACGGAACUGCCGUGGGAUAUGCUCAGCCUGAGGAUCGUGUCAUUCUUAUGCGGGCAUCGUCCAGUGUUGUCCUGAGACGUGAUUUAUCCCUGAACCGCCGCCUCUACUCGUGGUUGCUCGGCCCAGAGGAGAACAAUCAGCGUCAAAUCGAAUACUUAAGAGCCAACGCACUUGAGCUACUGCGCUCAUCGCUCCGAGAAGAGAUGUUCAACCCUUCUAUUGACUACUCACCCUCUCGUCCCUUCAAAAUCUUCAUAUCCCUUCUGGAUAAAUGGGAGAUUGGGUCGCUGCUUACAGAGGUGCUGAUAUAUGAUGCCUUCAAAGCCAUCAGGAAAGCACUUGAAUCUGGACUUGAUGUUGGCGAUGACAUGAACAUGACUGCUCAUACGUUAUACGAGGCCGUUGAACCCCAUAUUUUAUGGAAGAUAUUGUUUUCAUCCGUGUAUCAUGAUCUCAUCUCGGAGUCUUCUAAUUCUGAGGGAUUAAGUAUGGUGAAAUAUAUACUCACCACGUUUCAUGGACAAGACCAAGAGAUUGAGACCGUUCAUUUACCUAUCGUGUUUACGGCUACUGUGGAGACGUUGCUGGUGCGUUUGUCGGAUAGUAGUGCGCCUCUUUCCAAAACAUCGGCACAAACCGUACUAUUGUUGCAGGGGGAAAUUCUGAGGCGUAUUCCCCAUACAACUAGUCUCCACGAUCGUCCCCAUUUUUCGGACGGUGUAUAUCUGACUUCGGCCAGCCAGGGUCCAUCGUCCUUUGCAUGUGCUGUCUAUGGUGUUCCUGCUGUGUUAAAGGCAAGAUCAAGAAAUUCUACUUCUGCUCCCUUUGCCACUUCAUUCGAGGAUCUUGUAGACCUGAUUAAUUUCAGUGCUAUCUCCUUCCUCAAGAGCACAGAUAAUUCGGAGCUGGAUCGUGAUAUCUUGAUACAGGCGCUGGCCCUGCUGGAUGACCUCAUCACUCGACCAGAUUUUACGCAAGGAUCUCCUGUUCUACUUGCUUGGGAUUCAACAGAAUGGUUAUCGAAUCUGCUUCAAUGUCUCAAUGCGGAGGCUACUACGUUCAGUUUAGUGGAUGCCGUUGUUUCUGUCGCGAUCAAGGUACAAAAUGCAACCGUGCUAGAGUCGAAACUGCUCAACCAUCGAAAAUCUGUAUCAAUCAUGACGAAUGCACUUCUCAAAUAUCUACGACUGACUUGGGCUGCCUACCACGCGCGUGUAGUCUCUCUCAUGUGGUCCCUGGAUCAAAUAAGCCAUGGUCGUCAGGUGGAGGCUGUCCUAUCCCAGCGACUGUCAUCUUGUGAUCCGAAGAACGUUGAAGACGCAUGCGAGGAAUUUGGAGUGCUCUGGAGAUUGACAGAUGACGACAUUGUACCGGGAUCUAGACUUAAGGUACCCAUGAUGAUUGUGCUCGAUACUCUGAAAAGUGCAGACCCUACCCUCCGGCGAGUUGGGGAAACAUGGAUGCGGUGCAGUCUGAAGUCUUAUUUGCGUGUGCUUGACCCUAUCCUACAUGAUCUCUUCACUCCCUCAAUACUGCGGUCGCCAUCGAUCAAGGAAGUAGAUGGAAAACAGCUACAGGGAUUCUCGUACGAUUGCCCCUUCGACCAGCGAUAUAUCAAUCACGUCUUAGAAACCCUAUUGUCCGUCGUCAAAUUUGGUGGGCAAGGGUUCAGCAAAACAGCUCGGACGACUGCUAUGAACCGUUCGCCUUAUGCUGAGCUUUUGCAGCGGCUGCAGAAUGUGGAUGCUACCUUUGUGGAUGCCACCUACAUGGAUGUCUUGCUACAUUUACUCUUAUUAUUUCUUCAGUCGGAACCCAAGCCCACCUUAGUCGAAGCUAUGGGUCCAUUUAACACGAUGGCUCAAUCGCUUUCCAUUGAUGUUCUGCAAGCACUGGUGGCCCGUGGAGAAGUGGAUUUCCCAGCACUCCAGACGAUUGAGUCGAUCGUCGUUAGGAAGCUUUACACGUCUGUGCAUGAUGGUCGACUGGACUUGCAAAACAAACUACUACAUCUUCUUCAUUCCGUGAUAUCUGCCUCGCAUUCAAAUCUCGAUGGUUCUUCUAGCAAGGGCAGAAGCGUCCGGCCUGCUCGAAAUAUAGAAACCACUCCCUUGACGGGCGAUGGACAAGGACCCAAGGCAGAAUCGUAUGCUAUCCACUCGCUGCUUGUUCCCUCAUUGCUGGAUGGGAUAUCGAGAUUCACGAACAGACCCGUCAUGCAGCAUUGGCUUGACUUCAUACUGAUGACCAUUCCCCAGUUCCAGGAAACUAUGCAACCUGUUAUUAUACCCCUUUGCGAGGGAAUCUGUCGCCAGCUGCGGAUAUCAGUCCGUGAGGUGCAACAAGCAUCCGCCGACGGUCUGACGAGUAGGGACGUGGUUUCGAUCACCACGGAUGCGGACUUCAUAAUGCUGCUCACUGCGCUGGAGAGGCUUGUACUGCUUACUCUCUCGCACGUCUCUGAUCCCAAUCCGGUGGAUGACGAACUUCCUUCCGAUAAACCCAACCAAGAGUCUAGUGGUCUUCUUGGCUAUGUGUCUAAUGUCUUCAGCUCAGAUACGUCUGCAGGUCCCGAAGAGCAGCCGCAGACCCGCAUGUCCGAUUACAAGAGCCUCUACGACGCAGUCGGGGUUCUGUACGCCCUGUGGGAUCUUCUAAGCGAACGGAAUCAGACACUUUGGCCGUUUUCUGUCUAUGGAAAAACGAGGGGCAGAUGUCGGAAAGUAUUGGAGCAUUUAUUUCGUGCGCAUGCUCCCGAGGUCAUAGAAUCUGUGGUUGCACACUGGCAGUCCGCAACGCCGGAGGACUUGGCUGCAUUCGAAAUUCAUAUCGACUCGGAUGACCUUUCUGUCGGAGCGGCCCAGAAAAUCGACGAUCAUCCCUCACUUAGACUCGAAGGGCCAUUAGCAGCGCAGGUAUGGGGUCGUUUUGUGCUGUUGGCUAAGGAUGUUUCUGCGUCGAUGCGAGAGUUUCGAUUACAAGUUUUCUCCACGUUGCGGUGCUUCACAAUUUUGGCUGACAAGUUGUCGCAAACGACUUCUGUAGAUGACCGCCGGUUGCGUAAGGAGCUUCAGGAAACUUAUAGCAAGCUUCUCGACUUGUGUACUUUAGCAAGCCGGCCAUAUGACCAAGGAUCGUGGAUCCGCAGACCUCAAAGGGAAAUAUUGGCUGGUAAUGGACGCGAGUCGCCCCUCACACGAGUUGUUUCCGACACGAAGCUAGAUGAGAAGAUGAACUCCAGUUCUACGUCACUUCCUGACUCAGUCAAGCCCUCUUAUGGCACGGACGCAGUCGAAAAGGUUAAUUUGUACAUUGCAUCAAGUGUGGUACCCAAUUUGCGGAAAUUCCUGUCGGAGGGUGACAAGAUCCUUGCUGUAUGCAAUACUAUUGUCUACAAUAUCGUCAGUCCGACUCUAAAGAGCAAGACGAGACCCCUCAAUGUCGAAGACAAUGUUUUGUGCAUUCUGCAAGAGAUGACCAGGAUUGGCGCCGCGAUCAAAGCAUGGCGCGGUCCAGUCACUGAUGCUUUCAAUGACAACCGGUGUUUCAAUUCUACUCCGGAUGCAGGGGGAAAAUGGCGAGUUAUGAUCAAAUCUCUUUUCGAUACAGAUAAGACUUCGUUAAGUGAGCUUCUUGGUAAAAUCACCACCGCACCGUCGGCGAAUAUAUUCACCAAUCGAGAAUAUGAAAUGCUGCUGCGUUCCUUGAACCUCCGCAGACUGUCAUAUGCGCUGUUAUCUGGAGAGAAAAAUCACUUUUUGACGCAAUUGCCCAGCAUUCAAGAGAAACUGGUGGAUACUCUACGGAAUGUCUCUGCACCUAUUGUCCAGAGCGAGGUCUAUCUAUGUGUGCGAGUGCUACUAUGUCGAUUAUCCCCUCAUAAUUUGUCAAGCUUCUGGCCAGUGAUACUCACCGAGCUCUAUCGCCUGUUCGAUCAAGCACUGACUAGCUUACCGUCUGAUGGCUCCGAGGAGUUGGGAUUGAUCCUUGCUGCAUGCAAGCUGCUGGACCUCUUAUUAGUCCUCCAAACAGAAGAAUUCCAGAUAUAUCAAUGGAUAUUCAUCACGGACACAGUUGAUGCGGUGUAUCGACCAGACGACUGGUUCCCAGAUGCUAUGCUUGAUCGCCUGGCGGAGGUUACGGGUAGUUUACCCAUUGCAGAGGAUACUACAAAUGGUCCGCAAGGUAGGCCUUCGACGCCAGUCGCGGAUGGCAGACCGAUGCGUCGGCCGAUGCUUCGAGCUCUUCGGCAGAUAGACAGUAUCCGCGACCUAAUACCGUUUUUCUCGGGUGCAAGUAUUGCAUCAUAUGAGAGUGUAUACAGUAGCGGUGGGAACAUUGAUUGGGAGGCAGUCGAGCAAGGGUUACUGGAAGACAUGUUUGACGGGAGGUAG
Messenger RNA from Fibroporia radiculosa, 5316 nucleotides. RefSeq lists its product as uncharacterized. Gene Ontology annotation, biological process: Golgi to endosome transport. Gene Ontology annotation, cellular component: trans-Golgi network; endosome. Bases 1 to 5316 code for a protein of 1771 amino acids. The record is from RefSeq and is a predicted model, not a curated record. NCBI's taxonomy places the organism in Eukaryota, Fungi, Basidiomycota, Agaricomycetes, Polyporales, Fibroporiaceae. The transcript is spliced from 28 exons.